AUGGACGAUGCGAAGUCACGACCUGGGAGUGUCGACUCCUUGCCGAAGCAGUUGCUGUUGAAAGGCUUGUUGGCAUACAGUGCUUUCGGUGCUGUCCAAGUCUUUAUCCGCCUUAUCCGGGGGUGGAGGGAGUCCCUCAAGAUGCGAGACAUGCUGGCUGACAUUCCGUCGACAAAAGGCAACGAGGAGCCGAUGUCUUGGCUCAAGGGGAUGAGAGAAAACUGGCAGCGCGUCAACGACUGGCGCUACGAAAUCUGCGAGGGAAUGCAAAUCUGCAAGAACGUGGGCUUCAGGUGGAGCAGUGGGGGGCACUCUGUAAUCUGCGGGGACCCUGCAAUGGUUCGCCACUUCUUGAAGGACUCGUUUGACGUGUACACAAAGGGAGACCCAUCAGAAAACCCUGUCUUCUUUUACUUGCAGGAAUUCUUGGGCGACGGGAUCUUCACUGUCAGGCACGGUACAGGCUCCGAAGAUGAUGGGAAAGCUUGGGCGCAGAUGCGGAAGAUCUCAUCUCAAAUUUUUAGCCGGAAGAAUUUCAACUCCCUGAUGCAGGAUGUGUUCGUGGAGAAAGCUGAAGCACUGCGCAGUUUUCUCUCGCGUCCACAGACGCAGCAGGAGGCAGUGGACCUCCAGAUGGGGUUUUUCACCUUCACGAUGGACAGCAUCAUGAAGAUCUUCUUCGGAGAAGACUCCAAUACCGUCAUGGGCAAAGAGAACAAGUACGGCGAAGCUUUUGACAAAGCUCAGUCUGCAAUGCGCCGGCACAUGAUCAAGUCUCUCUCUUUUCACCUGAUUUCUCGCACAUUUCUGCCUUGGCCCUUCGGGGGCAGUACAGGAAUCGCACGCAUGAUCUGGGAUACCUUGUCUCCCACACAUCGGGAGUUCAUGGCGGAGCGCCGGAUCAUCAAUGCCGAAGCAGACAGACUGGUGCAAGAUUGCUUGGCCGAUCCUCAGCGCGACAAUCGUCGAGAUCUACUUGCCUUGUUUCUUCAGGCGCAGAAGGAACAGAAGUUCACGACAAAGUUUGUGAAGGACAUGGUCCUGAAUUUGAUCAUUGCCGGCAGAGACACGACGGCCUGUCUGCUGUCUUGGAUGUUCUACGAGAUUGCACGGAAUCCUGAUGUGCAGAAGCGUCUGCAGGAGGAGAUUGACAAAAAGUCUCCAGCAGGUAUGCCGAUGGACCUGAAGAGCUUGUCUCAUAACGAACUGCCCUACUUGCACGCGGUGGUCUACGAAUCGUUGCGCUUGUGGCCCCCAGUUCCAGUGGACUCGAAGAUCGCCCAGGUAGAUGAUGUUCUUCCGGGUGGUUGGAGGGUGCCCAAAGGUACAACGCUCGUAUUCUGCCCGUACAACAUGGGACGCGAUCCAGACCGCUACCCGGAGCCGCAAGCUUUUAAGCCAGAGCGUUGGAUUCCCUUCUCCGCACCGCCGCACCACGAGUUCCCCGUGUUUCAGGCAGGACCACGCAUCUGCCUCGGCAUGGACAUGGCCAUCUUCGAGGCGAAGAUCGCCGCCGUUGAGCUGUUGCGGCACCUAAGCUUUGAGCUGAAGACUGGCCAGCAGAUUACUUACAGCGACAAAAUCACAAUGAGCAUCAGAAGCGGUGACAAAGACGAACUGCUAGUUUGGGUCAAGAACCGCAAGCCUGGCAUGCCUUCCUGA
Messenger RNA from Symbiodinium necroappetens, 1662 nucleotides. Lineage: Eukaryota; Dinophyceae; Suessiales; Symbiodiniaceae. The record is from the annotation of a GenBank genome assembly.